AUGAGGAGAAGGAUCAGCUGCUCUUCCUCCUCCGCUCUAUUCUCCUUCUUCUUCCUCCUCAGCUGGCCUGCCUGCUCCGUCUCCAGUGGGGAAGACACCUUAUCCCCUGAUCGGCCUCUCCUCGAUGACGGAGCAACCGCUUUGGUCUCCUCCGGCGGCAGAUUCCGGUUGGGCUUCUUCAGCCCCAACGGUUCCACCAACCGCUACGUGGGCAUAUGGUACAACAAAAUCUCCAUCCAAACAGUCGUGUGGGUCGCCAACCGUCGACAGCCAAUCGCCACCCUCUCCGGCAACCUCUCUUUGACCAACAACGGUAUACUCAUCAUCACCGGCGAAGACAAUUCCACCGCCAUCUGGUCUUCCGGGUCGCCUGCCUCAGGCCUCAGGAAUCCAGUCGCACGGAUCCUCGACGAUGGCAACUUCGUCGUCGUCGAAGAGGCCGGCAGCAACGACGACGACCCUAACAGCUUCGCAUGGCAGAGCUUCGACUUCCCGUCGGACACGUUCUUGCCGGGCAUGGUGCUGAGGCAGAAGCAGCUCCGCACAGGGGCCAUCCUCAACAUCAAUUUCACGGCCUGGAUGAGCUCCACGGACCCCGCUCCAGGCCAAUACACCCUCGGAUUAAACGUGCAAGGCGACCCCCAAGUAUUCAUCUGGAGAGGGACCCAACCCUUCUGGCGCGGAGGCCCAUGGAACGGCCGCUGGUUCAGUGGCAUCCCAGAGGUGGCGGAGAACGCUAGCUGGCUCAUAAACGUCAACGUGGAACAAAAUAUUAAUCAAAUCUCCUACUCGGCCAUCAACCAGUCUUCAGUUAUAGUGAGGGAGAUCAUGGACUCCUCAGGCCAUAUCCAAAUCCUCGUGUGGAUCGAGGCUGAGCAGCGCUGGAGUGUCUGUUGGGACAUACCCAAGGACCCGUGCGAUCUAAUGUCCUCGUGCGGCCCCAACACUUACUGCAGCUCCAACACCUCGCCGCAGUGCGCAUGCUUGCCGGCUUUUCAUCCAAGGAACCAACGUAAUUGGGAUUUGUGGGACUGGUCAGACGGCUGCACGAGGACGACGCCCUUGGACUGUCAGAAUAAUACCGAUGGAUUCUUCACACUGAGUGGCACCAAACUGCCCGACACGUCCAGAUCGACAGUCAAUGCGAACUUGAGUUUGGUGGAGUGCAGGGCUCUGUGCUUCAGCAACUGCUCGUGCAGAGCAUAUGCUCCAUCCAACAUAAGUGGAAUUGAAAGUGGCUGCUUGAUCUGGACAGAUGAUCUCACUGAUAUCAAAGUCUAUCGGAGUGGUCUAGGACAGGAUCUAUAUGUCAGAUUGGCAGCGGCAGAUUUAGCAUCAGCAAUAUCUGAAGCUUUGCGCAGUCAUUCUAAUCGUAAUAUCUUAAUGAUCGUGCUUCUUCCACUGGCAAUUCUGUUCCUUGCUUCUGUUGCUUACUCCAUUUGGAGGUGGAAGAAGAGAAGUUCUCAUAUUGACUAUGAAGCAGAAGAAAAGGACAUGGAAUUGCCAUUGUUUGACUUGAAUACGAUUAAAGAUGCCACCGAUGGCUUCUCAACAUACAACAAACUUGGUCAAGGAGGCUUUGGCCCUGUAUACAAGGGUAAAUUGGGGGAGGAUCAACAGAUUGCAGUGAAAAGAUUAUCUAAGACAUCGUCGCAAGGAGUCGAUGAGUUCAAAAAUGAGAUCACAUUGAUCGCGAAACUGCAGCAUCGAAAUCUUGUUAAGCUUCUUGGCUGUUGCAUCCAAGGAGGAGAAAGACUCUUGAUCUAUGAAUACAUGUUCAAUGGAAGCUUGGACACAUUCCUAUUUGGUGAAGCUCAAACUGUAUUACUGGAUUGGAGAGCGAGGUACAACAUCAUUCUCGGUGUCGCUCGAGGUCUACUUUAUCUUCACCAUGAUUCAAGAUUAAGGAUCGUUCAUAGGGAUCUUAAAGCUAGUAAUAUUCUACUCGACAAAUAUAUGAAUCCCAAAAUAUCAGAUUUUGGUAUGGCUAGGAUAUUUGGAGGAGAUGAAUCUGAAUCAAUUACCAAGAGAGUCGUCGGAACCUAUGGUUACAUGUCUCCCGAAUAUAUCAUUAAUGGUAUUUUUUCAAUAAAAUCCGAUGUAUUUAGUUUUGGAGUACUAGUACUUGAGAUAAUAAGUGGUAAAAGGAACAGAGAUGCUGACCAAUCAAUGGAACAAUUGAAUCUUCUAGGAAAUCUGUGGAUCAAGUGGAAAGAAGGAAAAUACAUAGAUUUAGUUGACAAAAAUUUCAGCCACCUGUUAUCCGAAAAUCAAAUAUUAAGGUGCAUAAAAGUUGGACUUUUAUGUGUCCAAAAGAAACCAGAAGAUAGACCAACAAUGUCUUCGGUAUUAGCAAUGUUGGUAAGUGUCGAUAAUAUUUCUCUCCUACCAGAACCUAAACAACCAGGCUUUUUUAUUGCAAGACCAUCAUCUGUAAGCUCAGAUGUCAAUAUUCGAGAGUUAGAGUCCGUGAACCAAGUAUCGAUCACUGAAAUUGCUGUUUACAAGUUGCCUUCAUUAAUUUCCUUUGAGAUGCAUAUUUUUGUUGUUAUUAAUCAAUCAACAAUGAGGAGAAGGAUCAGCUGCUCUUCCUCCUCCGCUCUAUUCUCCUUCGUCUUCCUCCUCAGCUGGCCUGCCUGCUCCGUCUCCAGUGGGGAAGACACCUUAUCCCCUGAUCGGCCUCUCCUCGAUGACGGAGCAACCGCUCUGGUAUCCUCCGGCGGCAGAUUCCGGUUGGGCUUCUUCAGCCCCAACGGUUCCACCAACCGCUACGUCGGCAUAUGGUACAACAACAUCUCCAUCCAAACCGUCGUGUGGGUCGCCAACCGUCGGCAGCCAAUCACCGCCCGCUCUGGCAACCUCUCUUUGACCAGAAACGGCACGCUUAUCCUCACCGGCGAAGACACCUCCACCCUCAGCUGGUCUUCCGAGUCGCCGAACUCGGCCCUCAGGAAUCCAGUCGCACGGCUCCUCGACGAUGGCAACUUGGUCGUCCAAGAGGUUGACAGCAACGGCAACGACCCUAACAGCUUCGCAUGGCAGAGCUUCGACUUCCCGACGGACACGCUCUUGCCGGGCAUGGUGCUGGGGCAGAAGCAGCUCCGCACAGGGGCCAUCCUCAACAUCAACCUCACGGCCUGGAUGAGCUCCACGGACCCCGCUCCAGGCCAAUACACCCUCGGAUUAAACGUGCAAGGCGACCCCCAAAUAUUCAUCUGGACAGGGACCCAACCCUUCUGGCGCGGAGGCCCAUGGAACGGCCUUUGGUUCAGUGGCAUCCCAGAGGUGACGGAGAAAGCUAGCUGGCUCAUAAACGUCAACGUGGAACAAAAUAUUAAUCAAGUCUCCUACUCGGCCAUCAACCAGUCUUCAGUUAUAUUGAGGGAGAUCAUGGACUCCUCAGGCCAUAUCCAACUCCUCGUGUGGAUCGAGGCUGAGCAGCGCUGGAGUGACAGUUGGGACAUACCCAAGGAUCCGUGCGAUCUAAUGUCCUCGUGCGGCCCCAACAGUUACUGCAGCUCCAACACCUCGCCGCAGUGCGCAUGCUUGCCGGCUUUCCAUCCAAGGAACCAACGUAAUUGGGAUUUGUGGGACUGGGUAGACGGCUGCAUGAGGACGACGCCCUUGGACUGUCUGAAUAACACCGAUGGAUUCUUCACACUGAGUGGCACCAAAUUGCCCGACACGUCCAGAUCGACAGUCAAUGCGAACUUGAGUUUGGUGGAGUGCAGGGCUCUGUGCUUCAGCAACUGCUCGUGCAGAGCAUAUGCUCCGUCCAACAUAAGUGGAAUUGAAAGUGGCUGCUUGAUCUGGACAGAUGAUCUCACUGAUAUCAAAGUGUAUCGGAGUGGUCUGGGACAGGAUCUUUAUGUCAGAUCGGCAGCGGCGGAUUUAGCAUCAGCAAUAUCUGAAGCUUUACGCAGUCAUUCUAAUCGUAAUAUCUUAAUGAUCGUGCUUCUUCCUCUGGCAAUUCUGUUCCUUGCUUCUGUUGCUUACUCCAUUUGGAGGUGGAAGAAGAGAAGUUCUCAUAUUGACUAUGAAGCAGAAGAAAAGGACAUGGAAUUGCCAUUGUUUGACUUGAAUACGAUUAAAGAUGCCACCGAUGACUUCUCAACAGACAACAAACUUGGUCAAGGAGGCUUUGGCCCUGUAUACAAGGGUAAAUUGGGGGAGGAUCAACAGAUAGCAGUGAAAAGAUUAUCCAAGACAUCGUCACAAGGAGUCGAUGAGUUCAAAAAUGAGAUCACAUUGAUCGCGAAACUGCAGCAUCGAAAUCUUGUUAAGCUUCUUGGCUGUUGCAUCCAAGGAGGAGAAAGACUCUUGAUCUAUGAAUACAUGUUCAAUGGAAGCUUGGACAAAUUCCUAUUUGGUGAAGCUCAAACUGUAUUACUGGAUUGGAGAGCAAGGUACAACAUCAUUCUCGGUGUCGCUCGAGGUCUACUUUAUCUUCACCAUGAUUCAAGAUUAAGGAUCGUUCAUAGGGAUCUUAAAGCUAGCAAUAUUCUACUUGACAAAGAUAUGAAUCCCAAAAUAUCAGAUUUUGGUAUGGCUAGGAUAUUUGGAGGAGAUGAAUCUGAAUCAAUUACCAAGAGAGUCGUCGGAACCUAUGGUUACAUGUCUCCCGAAUAUAUCAUUAAUGGUAUUUUUUCAAUAAAAUCCGAUGUAUUUAGUUUUGGAGUACUAGUACUUGAGAUAAUAAGUGGUAAAAGGAACAGAGAUGCUGACCAAUCAAUGGAACAAUUGAAUCUUCUAGGAAAUCUGUGGAUCAAGUGGAAAGAAGGAAAAUACAUAGAUUUAGUUGACAAAAAUUUCAGCCACCUGUUAUCCGAAAAUCAAAUAUUAAGGUGCAUAAAAGUUGGACUUUUAUGUGUCCAAAAGAAACCAGAAGAUAGACCAACAAUGUCUUCGGUAUUAGCAAUGUUGGUAAGUGUCGAUAAUAUUUCUCUCCUACCAGAACCUAAACAACCAGGCUUUUUUAUUGCAAGACCAUCAUCUGUAAGCUCAGAUGUCAAUAUUCGAGAGUUAGAGUCCGUGAACCAAGUAUCGAUCACUGAAAUUGCUGGUCGAUAGGAAUUGAAUGAUGAAAGUCCAUGUAACACACAUAUAAAGGUAAAACAUGUAUAUCUCUCUUUUUUUAUUGUAUUGUGUUACUUGUUUCUAAAUAAAAUAUUUUGGCAUGGAUCAUCAAGAAACUUGAAUGAAUACUUGCAAUACACUACUACCUUAUGAUCUUAAAAAAAGAGGCAACGAGUGAUGAAACCAUC
This is a messenger RNA of Zingiber officinale, 5264 nucleotides long. RefSeq lists its product as uncharacterized. Bases 1 to 5070 code for a protein of 1689 amino acids. The transcript is spliced from 16 exons. The record is from RefSeq and is a predicted model, not a curated record. NCBI's taxonomy places the organism in Eukaryota, Viridiplantae, Streptophyta, Magnoliopsida, Zingiberales, Zingiberaceae. Gene Ontology annotation, biological process: recognition of pollen; protein phosphorylation. Gene Ontology annotation, molecular function: ATP binding; protein serine/threonine kinase activity.